This is a messenger RNA of Sordaria macrospora k-hell, 1974 nucleotides long. NCBI's taxonomy places the organism in Eukaryota, Fungi, Ascomycota, Sordariomycetes, Sordariales, Sordariaceae. The record is from RefSeq and is a predicted model, not a curated record.
AUGCUGUCAGACAAGCUGCUAGACUUAUUCAACCUCCACAAAGCGCAGGAAGUUCUCACCAAUGUCAACAUCUCCAAGAUUUUCCUCUUCACACUCGCCCUCGCACUCACCGCCGUCAUCAUUGACUAUGGUUACAUGCUAUGGCUUCGCUCCAAAAUGCCUCCGGGCCCCUUUCCCUGGCCCAUCAUAGGAAACACCUUCUCCUUACCGGAAAACAAACCAUGGAUCUACUUUGAAGAGCUAUCUAAGAAGUAUCAGACGCCUCUUAUUACGUUCUGGAUAGGCCGAAACCCAACAAUCUGGAUCAACGACGCCUGGGCCGCCCACGACAUCCUCGAGAAAAAGGCCCCAAUCUACGCCUCGCGUCCACGAAUGGUCGUCUUCGGCGAACUCGGCACCGGGCAGAACAACCUCGUGACGAUGCGCAUCCUGAACAACAGCGACCGGGACCACUGGCGAAUUCACCGGAAGCUGAUGCAUGUGGGUGUGGGCAUCCAGUCUGUUCGCGGGUACAGGGAGAUCCAGAAUAAUGAGUCGAAAAUCGUUGCGCUGGAUUAUUUAAGAGAGCCGAAGGAGUAUGUCAAACAUCUGGAACGGUAUGCGACGAGUGUGGUUAGCAUCAUUGCGUUUGGAAGGAGGGUCAAGAGUUGUGAGGAUCCGAUUAUCACGGAGGUCAUUGCGCUUAUGCAGCUGGCGGCGGAUUUGAAUGUCCCGGGGAAGAGGUUUCCUAUGUUACUUGAAACCUUCCCAUUCCUCGCCCGUUUCCCCCGCUGGUUCCCCUUCUUCAAAGGCAUCGGCUACCGCGGCGGCGGUUCCGGUCAAAAGAGCGGCCGCGGUGGACACUACUUCUUCCACUCCCUGGCCCUCGAAGCCCUAGAACAAUAUGAAUCCAAGUCCCCCGCUCUCAAAGCGUCGAUGCCCACACCCUACAUAAAAACCCUAAUGGACGAGUCCAUCAAAUCCAACCUACCAGAAUCCGAACUCUCUUCCUUGACAGGGAACCUCUUCGGCGCCGGCUCCGACACUUCUUCUUCCACCUUAAUAACGUUCAUGCUAGCAUGCUGCGCCUUCCCCGACGCCAUGGUUAAAGCCCAAUCCGAACUCGACAGGGUUAUCGGUUCAGGGAGAAGUCCGCACUGGGACGAUGUCCCCAACCUUCCGUACAUCAACGCCUUUGUCAAAGAGGUACUGAGAUGGCGCUCCGUCGCUAUCAUCGGGGGCCAACCGCACUCUAACACCCAACCCGAUUACUAUAAAGGGUAUUACAUACCAGCGCACAGCUGGGUGCAGGGCAACGUAUGGGCUAUCCACCACCACGAGCGCGAAUUCCCUGACCCAGACCGUUUCUUCCCGGACAGGUACUUACCAGACAACGACCACCACCGACCAUUUCCAGGCGAAAAAGAUAAGGGGUACAUGACCUUUGGCUGGGGAAGGCGGGUCUGCUCUGGUCAGGCGCUGGCGGAACAGGGGACUUGGAUUACUGUUGCGCGAUUGUUGUGGGCUUUUAGUAUAAGGAAGUAUCACGACCCCGAAACGGGAAAGGAGGAAGAGGUGGAUAUCUUUGCUUAUACCAACGGGCUGAAUAUGCGGCCGCAGCCUUUCAAGUGCGAGAUCAUGGUGAGGAGUGAGGAGAUUAGGGAGACGGUGGUGAAGGAGGGGGAGGAGGCGCUGAGGGAUUUAGCGGGGUUGGAGGGGGAGAGUAAGUAUAGGAUGUCGACGUUUUAUCAGCAGAAGAUGAGGGAGGUGGCCGAGAUGCCCGAGUUUGAUGAGAAGGGGAAUGUUAGGAUGGUGAAGGUUAAUGAGGUUAUUCAGGGGUUUGUUUACAUCAAGCGGACCAUUUCCACCAGGUCCCACAAGUCCCACAUCACCAAGCGCAAAAAAACACAAAAGAUUGGUCUCUCCCGCCGGGAAUUGAACCCGGGUCUCGAGCGAAUCGAACUGAUGUUCAAGCUUGACAAGCUCACAUACUGA